AUGUUCGCAUUCUGACCACUUCGAACCUGCUCGUCUCUUCACUCGGCAGCCUCUGACUCUCCUGUUACAGGAACCCAUGUCCCUGCUGACGUAAUGAUCUGGAGAAGCCUAGCACCUUGUGUCGUGAUUGGCCGGCACCAGUGCGUCUGGCAGGAGACGAAUCCUCAGGAGCUAGCUCAUCGUGGUUGGUCGCUGGCACGACGAGCCUCGGGAGGUGGUGCUGUCUUCCACGAUGCUGGCAACAUAAACGUCACCUUUAUGGAAGCCCGGCGCAGCCUUGAUCGGACUGCCUGCAAUCGCUUCUUGGCUGACUUGCUCACCAGUAGAUGGCCGUACUUGGACGUGCGUGUUGGUUCCCGAUACGAUAUGUGGCUUGCACGAUCGAAAGAGUCGGACCAUUCUGAUGUAAAUUAG
This is a messenger RNA of Protopolystoma xenopodis, 414 nucleotides long. NCBI's taxonomy places the organism in Eukaryota, Metazoa, Platyhelminthes, Monogenea, Polystomatidea, Polystomatidae. The record is from the annotation of a GenBank genome assembly.